AUGUCUGACGCUAUCAUCUCAUAUGCUGCUUUCAUCCUAGCUGAUGCCGGUUUGGACAUCACCUCUGAAAACUUAUUGAACAUUACCAAGGCCGCUGGUGCCUCCAUCGACAGCGUUUGGGCUGAAGUCUACGCCAACGCUUUGGAAGGUAAGAAUUUGAAAGACAUUCUCUCUGGAUUCCACAAUGCUGGCCCAGCUGUUGGUGGUGGUGCUGCUAGCGCUGGUGGUGCCGCUUCUGGAGAAGCCGCUGCUGAAGAAGAGGCCGCUGAAGAGGAAGCUGAAGAAUCCGAUGAUGACAUGGGUUUCGGUCUAUUCGACUAG
This is a messenger RNA of Zygotorulaspora mrakii, 321 nucleotides long. RefSeq names its product ribosomal protein P1 beta (gene RPP1B). The record is from RefSeq and is a predicted model, not a curated record. NCBI's taxonomy places the organism in Eukaryota, Fungi, Ascomycota, Saccharomycetes, Saccharomycetales, Saccharomycetaceae. Gene Ontology annotation, molecular function: structural constituent of ribosome; protein kinase activator activity; ribonucleoprotein complex binding. The coding region runs from base 1 to 321 and encodes 106 amino acids. Gene Ontology annotation, cellular component: cytosolic large ribosomal subunit; ribosome. Gene Ontology annotation, biological process: translational elongation; cytoplasmic translation. The transcript has a single exon.